AUGUCUGAGGAAGUUCCAAGUAGCGAGAGCAAGAAUGAUAACACCAGUCAGGAUUAUGAUGAAGAAGAAUGGAUGAAGGAAUUACAAAAAGUACCAUUGCUGAUGACUGAGCAACCCGAUGAAAUUGAUCCCGAAACUUCUCCUGCGUUGGCAGCGCUUCAAGCAUUAAAAUAUGAAAACGAUGAAGAUCCUCCUGAAGUUAAAGCUGUUAACUACAAAGACGAUGGAAAUUUUCACUUCAAACGUAAACGCUAUCACCAAGCAAUUGCUGCUUAUACUGAAGGAAUCAAACAGAAUUGCGGCGAUAAUGACUUAAAUGCACAAUUAUACAAUAAUAGAGGAGCUGCACAAUCAUAUUUAGGUAAUAACAGAUCGGCUUUAAAUGACGCUACGGAAGCUAAGAAAUUAUCUCCGACAUAUAUUAAAGCUUUCAUAAGAGAAUCAGAUAAUAAAAAAUUAAAGGAAUUAAAACUUAAAGCCGUCAAAAAUCAGAAAGUUAAUGCUAGAAAUCACCGGAAAGAAAAUUUACUUUCCAAGAAGGAAGAGACGUCCAUUAGAAAUUUAAUGCAAGCCCUUAAGGAGCGUGAGGUAACGCUUGAUGGAUUAAAGUCUUACUCUGAUAUAGAAACUAUGUCGAUAAAGGACGUUAAAGCCCUAUUAACCCCUCCUGAUCCGAUGGGCGCUUCUGCAAUGGUUUAUCUAAACGAAGAGAUGGUAAUUCAUUGGCCUAUCCUUUUUAUUUAUCCUGAGCAUGGCCAAACAGAUUUUAUUAAAUCUGCCAACGAAAACGAUAGAUUUAUGGAUCACUUAAUAGUAAUGUUUGAUGACAAUGAAGCCCCACCAUGGGAUAAGGAAAAUAAAUAUAAACUAAAAAACCUUGAAAUAUAUUUCGAAGAUAAAGACAGCACACAGUUACACCGAAUUCAUUUGCAUCAAACCCUUAAGGAAAUAUUGACUGACAAAAGGUUCUGUGUGAAGUAUGGCAUACCUUCCUUUAUACUUUUAGUGACAGAGAGUAGAAGAAUUCUUACCACUUCCUUUAGUAUCUUGCUAGUUUAA
This is a messenger RNA of Trichoplax adhaerens, 1059 nucleotides long. RefSeq lists its product as uncharacterized. Bases 1 to 1059 code for a protein of 352 amino acids. Gene Ontology annotation, molecular function: Hsp90 protein binding. The record is from RefSeq and is a predicted model, not a curated record. The transcript is spliced from 11 exons. NCBI's taxonomy places the organism in Eukaryota, Metazoa, Placozoa, Uniplacotomia, Trichoplacea, Trichoplacidae.